Messenger RNA from Ahaetulla prasina, 1320 nucleotides. RefSeq names its product zinc activated ion channel (gene ZACN). Gene Ontology annotation, cellular component: neuron projection; membrane; synapse. Gene Ontology annotation, molecular function: neurotransmitter receptor activity; transmembrane signaling receptor activity; extracellular ligand-gated monoatomic ion channel activity. The transcript has 9 exons. Gene Ontology annotation, biological process: chemical synaptic transmission; regulation of membrane potential; nervous system process. The record is from RefSeq and is a predicted model, not a curated record. Bases 1 to 1320 code for a protein of 439 amino acids. NCBI's taxonomy places the organism in Eukaryota, Metazoa, Chordata, Lepidosauria, Squamata, Colubridae.
AUGGCUUUCCUUACAUCAACCUCUCUUCAGAUAACCUGGCAAGAUUCUUCUGCCUCUUUGGAAGAAAAACUAUUUAUAUCACUAUUUGGUACAAAUGCUGUAUAUCAGACCCACAAAACUGGAAAUGGCCCCCUUUUAGUGAACAUCACAGUGAUCAUGUCUAAUGUGCUAAAUGUGGACAUCUUGAAAUACACCAUCACAUCUGUUCUGGUCCUAAAUCAGUCAUGGUAUAAUGAAAGACUGGCUUGGGAUGAGGAGGAAUUCCCCUUCAGCACUGUCACUGUGCCUUGGGAUUCAGUCUGGACUCCAUCCUAUAUGGUUCAAGAAGCGUUUGAUGUAAUAUGGAGAGUGGGAUCCCCUAAUGUGAUACUUCACAGUGAUGGGAAAACAGAAUUUCAACUUCCUCUUCACAUUGACAGCAACUGCAACUUUGACCUCUUCUAUUACCCAUUUGAUAGCAGCAAGUGCUUUUUGAGCUUUAUCUCACUGGACAGCAAAGGUAGGCAGAAGUCUGCAUACAUAAAUAAUAUAAAAAAUUGGUUGUCAUGUACUGUACAGAACUCCAUUCAAACCUCAAGUCAAAUAAUCUAUACCAAUAGCAAUAUUGGUGAGCUGGAAUUCAGCACCUCCAUUAAAAAUGAAAUUCUGAAUUUAAAGCGUGAAUAUCUCAUCACAAGCGUGAACAUUACAAGCCAAAAGAAUAGGGCCCAGCCUUAUUUUGCGGUCAUGAUAAAUCUAAAAAACACAGGACUACGAGUACUGCUUUCCUCAAUAUUGCCAAGCCUUGCAGUUGAGAUAGCGGAUCUCUGUGGCUUCUUUAUCCGUCUCCAAGACAGAUUGUCAUACAUGAUCACUUUGCUUUUGGCAUAUCUAGUCUUCUAUUCUUCUUUUAUUGGUUCCCUGCCAGAAUCAUCCUCCUGUAAUCCUCUGCUCAGUUAUUACUACACUGGCCUUCUCAUAUUACUAUUCCUUAGCACAACUGAAACUAUUUUGGUGCAGAAGCUGGUCACUGAUCAUGCAAAUCUUUCUCUGAAUUUCGGAUUUAAACCAAAAAAGAAGGGAACGUCUACUGCAUCGAAUGACCAAUUAGAACAAGCAAAGGAUCUUAAGACAAAAGCAGAUUGUAGAACAGAUGAAGGGUCACCACAUCUCAAAUCUAUUUCUAGCACUUUGGACAGGCUCUUCUGCUUCAUCUUCUUAGGCCUGGUUCUUCUGUUUCACCUCCUGUUAGCAGGGCUCUGGUAUCUAUGGAAAUGUGCAUCCAAGAAACCUCCUGAAGAAAUUUAUCUAGAUGGAAUCAAGUGGGACCAUGGAGAAUAA